UGACGGUGAUACGCCGUUGGAACGCGCUGGUGGCGGCGGUGUCGGCGGCGGUGCUUGGCGACGGGGGUAGGUGGGGGAAGGGGCCUGUUUACAGGAUAACAGGAUCCUCUUCUCCUCCGGUCGCGCCAGUGUGUCCGCGAUACAUCACGGCGCAUCGGCGCGGCGUACAACGGGCGCGUGCCAACCGCGCUCGACAGCUCGCCGUCGUCGCCGUCGUCGCCGUCGUCGCCGUCGCCACCGCCGCCGUUCACCCCCGUGCAAAACGCGAACGAACGAACCCUCAGCGAGAUAUCGGUCAGCCUCCCUCUGCUUAGUUAGUCCGGCUCUCUUCUCUUUGGAAGAGAGACACGCCGCCUGUCUCUCUCUCUCUCUCUCUCUCUCUCCUGUUCCUCCCUUCGUCCGCUUGUUCGCCACCGCCGCCGCCGCCGCCGCCGCCGCCACCGCCGUCGCCGUCGCGCCGCCGCUGAUUCAUCGUCCUCUUCUUCUCUCUUCUUCUUCUUCUUCUUCUUCAUCUUCCUCUCGUUCCUUUCGCGCUCGCCACUCUCUCGGCCAAGCGAGAGGGUCUAUGAGUGCGGUGUGCUCGCGCGUUUCCCGAUAUCGUUCGGCAACAGGUAAUAGACGGCCAAGGUCGAGCCCGAUUCGUCGCUGAGACCGCUGCCGGUGCAUCAUGUUCGCCAAGUCCAGAGGCACGGCGCCGAGCGACCUGCUGCCCGAUCCGAUCCGCAACAUGUACGAGAUCGGCAAGCAGUCCGCCACGGCCGGUCCCGAGAACGCCUGGCGAAUUUACGACGGCUACCGGAAAAAAGACAGAAUGGAGGUCUCUAUCUUCCUGUUCGACAAGCGGUCCGUUGAGAAAGUAUACAAGCCGAAGCGCAGAGAAGCGGUGACGGACAUCCUGCGCGAAGGCGCCACUCAAAUGGAGCGUUUGUCGCACCCCAAGUUACUGCAGGCGUACAAAGUCGAGGAAUGCGCGGACACGUUGGCCUUCGCGUCCGAGCCGGUCCUCGCCAGCCUGGCCAACGUCUUGGCUUACAAGGAGCAGCUGGCGAGCAACCUCGCCGCGCAGUCCUCCACGUCGAUGGCCAAGCAGAACCAUCCGCCGACCACCAGCCACUGCCGUUCCACCUUCGUCAAGGAAUACGAGCUGAUCGAGCUGGAGGUCAAGUAUGGACUGUUGCAGAUCACGGAGGCUCUGUUAUUUCUUCACAAUAUCAAAUAUCUUCACAGGAACGUUUGUCCGACGAGCAUUAUAAUUACAAAGAGAGGCACGUGGAAGCUGUCGGGGUUCGAGUUUAUCGAGAAGGCCAACGAGAUACCGAUAGUGGUGCAAUCGUGGACGAAGAACAUGUCGAAAAUGACCCAACCGAAUCUCGACUAUAUAGCGCCGGAAGUGCAGCAGAAAAAGAUUGCCAGCUUUUGCAGCGACAUGUACAGUCUCGGUAUGACGAUAUGCGCGAUUUACAACGAGGGCCGACCGCUGAUCCAGGCGAAUCACAGCAGCUCGGAUUACCUUAAGCAACUCGAGAUUCUGGACGAUCAAGUCACCGUGAUCCUGCCGUUGGUGCCGAUACCUCUUCGAGAGGCCGUGACUCGACUGUUGCACAAGGAUCCCGAGCAGAGGCCGACCGCGCAGGUUCUGACCAUGAUCAAGUUCUUCCGGGAUCCGUUCGUGCACGCGCUGCAAUUUUUGGACGUCAGCAAGAUGAAGGACGUGUGUCAGAAGGAGCACUUUUAUACGACGACUUUGAAGGAGCUAUUGCCGUACAUGCCAAAGAAACUCUGGUAUCAGCACAUCUGGAGGUAUCUUCACGCGGAAUUGCAAACGCAGGAAGUGCUGUCCGCCGUGCUGCAGCCUAUGCUGUAUAUCGUGCAGAACAGCACCCAGGAGGAGUACGAUCAGAUCCUGUUCCCUACGCUCAAGCCCCUCUUCACCAAUCGCAAGUCGAUUCAGGGUACGGUGACCUUGCUGGAGAACCUGCAUCUCAUCCUGAAGAAGACGCCGCAGGAGUACGAGCGCGAAGUGCUUUCGAUGCUGUACACGUCUUUCGAGAAUUCAAACGUCCAAGUGCGGACAGCCGCUUUCGUGGCCGUGUCGCACGUGACGAAUUAUCUCGAGGACGACGCCAUACGCAACGUGGUGCUGCCCAAGUUGCUGGAGGCCUUCCAAAACAACUCGGCGGACGCACGAGUGCUGAUGGACGUGGUGCCCUGCAUCCUGAGCCGACUCGAGAAGCAGAAGAUCAUCGACUGCAUCUUACCGCUGCUCUGUAAAGUCAAGCUGCAAGAACCCGAGAUCGUCGUGCGGGUUGUAAAUAUUUACAGGCUGAUGCUGACCGACAAGAAGUACGGCCUGUCGGUUAACUGGAUGGCGGCGCACGCGAUGCCGUCGCUGCUGCCGCAAACCGUGAACCCGGCGUUGAAUCUUGAGCAAUUCAUACUGCUGCUCGAGGUGCUGCAGGAUAUGCUGAACAACAUCGAGAGGAAUCAGAGGAAUAAAUUGACGCUCGACAAUCUCUCGCUACCGAGCCCGGACAAGUAUCGACCUCUGCGACAUCAGUACAGUACCGAUAACGUCCACGUGCCGCCGUUCAACAUCCCGAAUUUGCGCAUCGAGCAACGCAAGACCUCGUCGGCCGAGGAUAUGGCCAGGAAGAACAGUAUCGGGUCCAUCUCAACGGCGUCUGCGGAAAAUAUGGCGCGGAAGAAUUCAAUGGCCGUGAUGUUCGGCGGAUGGUUCACCUCGUCCGGCAACAACGACAGCAAUUUCUUGAGAGUGGCCAACACGUUCACGAACAGACGCCUCUCGGAUAACACCCUGAUGACACCCAAGAUACGGAUAGCGCCAUCCUGCGCGAGCUCGCCGGGCGGGACACCUGGCGGCGGUGGCCUGCCGAUCCGUCGGCAUUCCAGCACCGGUCCGCAGGAGCGACGAGGCUCGAAUAUCAAUUUGUCACCGCCCACGGGAGGCGGAAUGCCGAUCACGAGUAGCAGCGUGCCGUACCUGCUCAGUUCGAGCUUGAACAGCAUUCGCGGAUCGAGGCGGCCGUCCGUGUCCUCGACGUCGUCGCAGCAGGGCAUCGGGAUACUGCAGCAGGUUGGCUCCAGCAUGGUAAGACAACUACCCCCCAUCUGCCUGAACCUGAACGGACCACCACCACCACCAACACUCUCUCCAUCACUCCAGCUACCGGGACAGCGUUCCCACUGACCCUCCGUUACAGUUACCAGUUCUUCAACAGACAAUCCGAAGCGUAAAGUGCCAAUAAUUGAACAAAGGUCGGACAAGAUCGCGGUGGUUGUAGAGCUGACUAGCGAGCAUCGAUCCACUCGCACGUCCGGUCAAUCGUGCUGGAACAGGGAGUAACGAGCACAGCAGACUUUCAAGGAGCGCGCAAUCAAGGAUGGAUACUCCCGGCGAGCGAGGCGAGCGGACGGUGUCUCAUUAAUUGGCGGUCGCGGGAUCUCUAAUGAGCGCGAAACUCCGCGGCGACGAUCCGGAGAUCGUCCGGCUCCGGGAUUACGAGGUGGACACAGAGAUAGAGAGAAUAAAUAGAUCGAGGAAAACACGAGGGAAAGAGAAGAAGGAAGGAAGGAAGGAAGCAGACUCUCCGCGGAUUAUCCGCCCGUUUGAUCCGACCUAAUGCAUAUACAAUAGGGAUAUUCUUCGCGGUCGUGAGGCAAGGUCGUGAAAUCGAUGGUUGCAAAUUAACCCGGAGGGACUCUCCCCCUCCCUGCCUACGCGCGUCACCGAGUGAAAUAUUCGUGCCGCGUAUUUCCGUCACAUACACACAUAUACACACACGCACGCACACACGCGCACGCACGCGCGCACACACACACACACACACACACACAAGCGCGCGCGCAUGCACACACACACACACAAGCGCGCGCGCAUGCACGCACGCACACGCACAUAUUAUCCCUCGCUUCGUCCUCGCGUGGGCGAGGGUUCGCAAGGGCGCGGUUUGCGAGGUAACGAGCGAGGUACGGCGAGGUGUUACGGGGAUUACCACGGGUGUGUGUCAGAAAUCGUCCCGGCCGUAUACGUACCGCGAAUAAUCCGCGAGUCGAAUGUUACGUUACAUUAAUUAUUAACACCGAAUAUCAAUGUGUGCGCGCGCGCGCGCGCGCACGUGUUAUUAAGCGUAUCGAUGCGGCGAUACACCAAUAUUUCGUGAUGUUUCGCUGAUAUUUCAAUAGCAUGACUAAUUAACCGUCGCGAACAGCGUGGUUAAUUAAUUAUCGAUUAACGCGUGAAUUGUGUCAAUUGUUUACGACAGUUUGAUUGUCGUCAAUUUUAUCACGAUUAUCGGCGCGAUCAGUGGAAGAGGGGUUGCAACAUUUUUUUUUACUUCAACUUUGAGACGCAUUUGGUACCCAAGAGGAAAAUUUGUCUCCUGUGAAUCACUGAACGAGCACAAAUUGUCCCCAAAUGGAUACGGACGCGUUGCGGAAUUUAUUGGAGGGAAAAAGAAAAAAAAAAAAAAAAGUGCUGCUUCUUUCCCACACUGGUCUCAUUUCCCAAGUGCGAUCGACGUGGUGGGCAUUUGACGCUCGAGAUGUGACCGAGAAUCCGAAUAGCCCUAACCUUGUCUACCUGAUACGAGAUGAGCAAUUAAUAUAUUAAGGGUCGAGAACGACGAGUCGUAAAGCCUAAAGAGGGCCGAGUGCGGCUUCUGAUACACCCUGUGCGAAGACGCCUUGUGCAUAUACACACGCAUGUACAUGUACAUGACAAAGUAAUAUCUUUCAUCGUAAUAUCUUUCUUAGCCACGUACAGACAAAAGAAUAAAUAUUUUUCUCGUCGAUAUAUAUACACAUAUAUAUAUAUAUAUAUUUGUCUAUAUAACAAUCUAUAACGGCAGCGUACACACACACACACACGCGGGCUGACACUGAGCUUCGAUAUUAUUUACCAGGUCAAUCGGUAUUCACUGAUUUUUCUAAUCGUUCCUGGAUAACGCGCGCCUGGGUUUAUGACACGACGUGUCAUGCUGUCCAACAGAAAGAAAGACAGAUGAACCGAAUAUCGACAGUCAUAAUGUACUUACAUGUACAUCCGGACACGUUGCGAACGAUUACAGAGGCUAGUGAAUAUUUUAGCCUGAUAAGCGUUCAAGGCUUUAUCGAAGCUCAGUGUAGCUCACGUGCCGAGCGCGCCGUAAGUUGUCAAUUGUCGCAUUAUACAAUCAUUAAGUCUUAAGGUAGCUUUUUUAACUAAGACGGUACUAUCAAGCGCGGGUGGCACAUGUACACACACACACACACAUAUAUAUAUAUAUAUAUAUAUACACAUAUACGCAUACACAUGACGUACAAACAAACAGAUGCUGAA
Harpegnathos saltator (Jerdon's jumping ant) is the source of this 5338-nucleotide messenger RNA. It is a transcript of the gene bma, whose product is annotated as SCY1-like protein bma. Gene Ontology annotation, biological process: protein phosphorylation. NCBI's taxonomy places the organism in Eukaryota, Metazoa, Arthropoda, Insecta, Hymenoptera, Formicidae. Gene Ontology annotation, molecular function: ATP binding; protein kinase activity. The record is from RefSeq and is a predicted model, not a curated record. The transcript has 17 exons. Bases 668 to 3208 code for a protein of 846 amino acids.